Molecule: messenger RNA, 5684 nt
Organism: Oncorhynchus kisutch (coho salmon)
Lineage: Eukaryota; Metazoa; Chordata; Actinopteri; Salmoniformes; Salmonidae
Product: inositol polyphosphate 5-phosphatase K-like
Exons: 13
Coding region: 1203-2849 (548 amino acids)
Biological process (GO): negative regulation of peptidyl-serine phosphorylation; negative regulation of phosphatidylinositol 3-kinase/protein kinase B signal transduction; negative regulation of insulin receptor signaling pathway
Cellular component (GO): cytoplasm; plasma membrane; endoplasmic reticulum
Molecular function (GO): phosphatidylinositol-4,5-bisphosphate 5-phosphatase activity; phosphatidylinositol-3,4,5-trisphosphate 5-phosphatase activity; inositol bisphosphate phosphatase activity
Source: RefSeq, a predicted model, not a curated record
UCCUUGUGGUCAUAGGAGCUCUAGCUAACAACUUUUAUUAGCGAAGAUGUUUUGCCCAUAAGGAGACACUGCACAUUUCAUUUGUUUACGGUCAAUGGACACUACCCACCCAGUAUCCUUUUCAGCAAUGUGGUGGUGGUGAUGGUGGUGGUGGUGCAGGCAGCAUAGCAUUUGAACUGACAAAGAACUACACAUGGUUGGAUUGUUGGCUACAUCAUAUCUUUGCAGGCUAUUCAGAAAUGUAAUUGGAAUGCAUGCACACAGGCAUACUAUUUCCUUAUUAGGUCUGAAUUCCCCCAGACAGAACACAGUGCAACUUCACAUUGUCUACCAGUGCCAGGACCCAAUACAAAGCUGAGAGCAUAAUAUUGGGAGUAUUGUUCUGAUUAGGUUUCCCAAUGCAUUGCAUUCCCACACAUAUUAGAGAAAUAAUCCAUGCCACUCUUUCCAAAUCGAAGGAAAGUUCAGUUAAGCAGAUGAUUGGGCCCAAGGUCUACUACCACCACUGGCACUUUGUUUCUCUUCUAAGCCUUGCUAGAAGUUUCCUCAUUGUAGACUGGUGUUGAGCAAAUGAUUACAGACUAAGUUGCAUUUUCUAGCAUUAAGGGGUCGUUUUCACAUAGUGGGUCUCACGUGGCCCCUUCUUGAUCCUGCUUAACCCGUAAUCCUUCUCAGUCUACUUCAGACCCUCCACAAAUAUUCUCAGGUCCCUUAUUCACUUCCAGAGGCUGGAUUUUAUGAAAGGCAUCAUUGCUCCUCCAAAAGUAUACAUUAGUCGUCAGAUCUGUCUUAACUGGUCUAUCCUACUCUUCUUCCACCUGUUAUACAGUAGCCAUUUCUGUGCUUUUGCGACAUCAGGAGUUCUGUAUGGUCUUUCAUAUCAAAUUCAGACUCACACAGGAUGCCAGGGGAAAGUGCAAUGAUGAGGGUCUCCCAUUGAUGGAUCUUGGAACAAGAAAGAAUUGUCAAGGACAUAAAUCUGCAGUUGGACCAGUGUAGAAGACACUGCCUAGGAUCUCUACAAAUAUUCAAGUAUCCAAAUUUCCAUUUAAAGGAAAAACUAUUGAUCUCCAUUGAAACAUUCCCCUUGUGAACAAGGAAGAACCACCUGCCUUUCUGAACUCAUCAUUGCAUCAGUGACCACCUCCAUAUUUUCCUCCUCUCUUCCCGACACUGAGGUUCCUUCCAGAAGCUCACCCACAAUGGAUGAGAUCCGCCGGGUGUUCGGUUCGCCCAUAGGGCGCGUCCGCUCGGACAGCAUAGCCAGCUCUGCCACCCAGUCCUCGGGCAGCCGCUUGCUGCUGCGCCAGCGCCUCGCCCAGCUCAUGACCUGCGUGGACGACCUGGACCCCUCGCCCCAGCUCCAAGAGCAGGUGGUACGCAGCUUGGACAACGCCUUCCUCGUCUGUGGUAAAAGGGCCAACCGGACCAAGAAAGACAACUUCAGGCUUCACAUGGUCACGUGGAAUGUCGCUACAGCUGAUCCUCCAGAUGACAUCAGCUCCUUGCUUCACCUGAACUCCCCAAAGACCCCAGACCUCUACGUGAUUGGUCUCCAGGAGGUGUACGCUGCUCCUCACAGGUUCAUCAUAGACAUGGCCGUUGAGGACUCCUGGAGCCAUCUCUUCAUGUCCAGCCUGGCACCACGAGGCUACCUAAAGGUGUCCUCCAUCCGAAUGCAGGGCCUCCUGCUGCUGUUCUUCUCCAAACUGGCCCACGUUCCAUUCAUUAGAGACAUCCACGACACCUACACGCGCACAGGCAUCUUCGGCUACUGGGGAAAUAAAGGCGGGGUGUCCAUCCGCCUGUCUUUCUACGGCCACAUGCUCUGCUUCCUCAACUGUCACCUGGCGGCACACAUGCAGUACGCCUCGCAGCGCGUCGACGAGUUCGAGUACAUCCUGGACACGCAGACCUUCGGCCCCAAGAAGGCCCCCCACGUCCUCGACCACAAGCUGGUCUUUUGGUUUGGGGAUUUGAACUUCCGCAUCCAAGAUCACGGCAUGCAUUUUUUGCGCAACUGCAUCACCAGCCAUAAGUUGAACUUGCUGUGGAGCAAAGACCAGCUGACCAUGAUGAAGAAGAAGGAGGCUGUCCUGCAGGAGUUUGACGAGGGACCUCUGGACUUUCAACCGACGUACAAAUUCGACAGGUUCUCUGACCGCUAUGACAGCAGGUCCCGACGGACAUGGUUUGGUGUUCAUGGUAAGAUGCGUAAGCCGGCUUGGACAGACCGGAUCCUGUGGAGGGUGAAGCCUAAAGAGUCACCCCCAGAGGAGGAGAAGGACGAGGACAGGGACUCUGGUCUGGAUGAGAAGAACACCAAGCAGCAGGAGGAGGAGGAAGAGUUCCCUCUGAAACUCAAGCAGGAUUCAUACACCAGCAACAUGGAGUACGGCGUCAGCGACCACAAGCCUGUCAUCGGCAUCUUUACCUUGGAGUUGAGGAAGAUGUACGAGACGCCGUUGGUGCGCGUAUGUGCCGAGGGUGAAUGGAGCGCCGACAUUGACGCCAUGGUGAUCUACAGCCCCCUCCAGCCCUUCCCUUCUAGCGCCUGGGACUGGAUCGGCCUCUACAAGGUGGGAUUCAGGAGUGUUUCGGACUACAUUACCUACACCUGGGUGAAGGAUGAUGAGGUCUCGUUUAAUGACGAGCUCACCCAGGUCUAUGUGAGCAAGGAUGAGAUUCCGGUGCUGGGAGGGGAGUGUGUGCUCUGUUACUACUGCAGUACGCUCCAAUGCAUUGUGGGUAUUAGCUCACCCUUUAAGGUACAAGAGUCCAAAGUGGCCGUUGAGGAAGGUCUAGCACCGGAGAACAUCAACGGCCUUGACAAGGCCACAGCCAGUUAGGACCUGUGAGUGGACCAGACAUGCCCUCGAACACUCUCACACAGUCUGUCCGUCUAUGCUGUUACACACCUGCCCUUUUGACCUUUGGUUGCCUGUCUGCAAGCUGCGGUGCUGCUGGAGUCAUGGAAUGUUACUUAGAAAUGAUAGGCUAGUGCACUUUGAAUUUAAUGAAUCAUACUGUUUAGCUGUCUUGUUCGCUACUGCCAGUUGUGGUGGCAACAGUAACCUGUGUGUUUAUUUCUGUUCUGUUCAGAUGUUGUUUCCGCUUUUUAAAAUCAGCCGCAGAGAGAUAUUGGCAGUGUCGCUUUGAGAAAGCUUCAGUCUUAGUUUUGUUCAGUGUAUUUUUUGUUGUUGGUGUUUGUCUCUUUGGAUUCAUACAGAACACAUUGGACAUUGUCAGAUGUUCCAGGUAGCUUGUACAAAAGUUGAACAUUGACAUCAAAGUCGUGGCUGUUUCACUUGAACAUUUGACCAAUCAUCUAAUGAUAUCAUAAAUGCAUGAUUAUCUCAUAAUUGUUUUUAAAAUAAUGGUUUAUAUAUUUUUAUUUUCCCUUUGCAAACUUAGUCGUCUGUUAACAAAAACCCUUUGUGCUAUGCUAUUCCAUUUCAAUGCAAUUUCUAAUAGAGGAUAUGUUUGAGAAAUACAUUGAGUGCCAUAAUUCAUUGGACAGUGACCAUUUUUCUUUGUUAUUUUGGUUCUGUACUCUAGCACUUUGAGUUUGAAAGGAUACAAUGACCAUGAGGGUGAAGUGCAGACUGUCAGCUUUAAUUUGACACUACUAUACCUGUCGGAUUAACCGUUUAGAAAUUACAGCACCUUUUGUACAUGGUCCCCCCCAUUUUACUACAAGUAUUUGUUGAAUAAGGUUCACAGAUGUGUGUCGUUAGGCAGGUGUAUUCAUUUGUGUCGUUUGUGAAUGCAGGAGAGCAGUUGGUGAAAAGUAUUGACUCUAGACUUUGCUAUUGCCUUUGGAGGUUGUUGUUGGGGUGUGACAACAUGAGGAAGACAGCAGUGUCGAUGCAAAUGAGGCUGGCCGUCAUAAGGCUCAGAAAUGAAAAUCAAUCAAUAAGAAACAUUGCAAAAACCCUGGGCAUCCCCAAGUCAACAGUUUGGUUCAUCAUUAACAAGAAAAAAACAACCGGUGAACUCAAUUAUGUCAAAAGACCUGGUAGACUGAGGAAGACCACUGUAGUGGAUGACUGGAGAAUAGUCUCUAUGGUGAAGAAAACCCCCCUGACAACAGCCCAACAGAUCAGAAACACUCUCCUGGAUGCAGGUGUAGAUGUGUCAAAGUCUACCAUUCGUAGACUACACCAGCAGGACUACAGAGGGUACACUACAAGAUGCAAACCACUGAUAAACCUGAAGAACAGAAAGGCCAGAUUACCGUUAGCUAAAAAGCACCUAAAAGAGCCCCAAGAGUUCAGGAAAGAAGUUUUGUGGACAGAUGAGACAAAGAUUAACAUGUACCAGAGUGAUGGAAAGAGUUUUUUGGGGAAAAAGACCCAUGAUCCAAAGCAUACCACUUGAUCUGUGAAACAUGGUGGAGGGGGUGUUAUGGCUUGGGCCUGUAUGGCUGCCAGUGGAACAGGCUCACUUGUCUUCAUCGAUGAUGUGACUGCAGACAGAAGUAGAACAAUGAAUUCUGAGGUCUACAGAAAUAUUUUAUCUGCUCAGAUAAAAGCAAAUGCCUCCAAACUCAUUGGACGGCACUUCAUCAUGCAACAAGACAAUGACCCUGAACAUACUGCUAGAGCAACGAAUGGGUUAUUGAUGCCCAAAAAGUGGAGAAUCCUUGACUGGACGAGUCAAUCACCGGAUCUGAAUCCAAUUGAACGUGCAUUUUACAUGCUGAAGAGGAGACCGAAGGCAAUAAGUCCCCGAAACAAGCAGGAACUGAAGAUGGCUGCAGUACAGGCCUGGCAGAGCAUCACCAGGGAAGAUACCCAGCGUCUGGUGACGUCGAUGCGUCGCAGACUUCAAGCAGUCAUUGCAUGCAUAGGAUAUGCGACCAUAUAUUAACAACGAUGACUUUAUUCUACAUUAUGUUAAACUGUCCAAUGUUUUUGAUGCCUGAAAAUGGGGGGGACUAUGUAUUAAAGCUUCUAUAAUUUCUAAACGGUUCAUCCGAUAUGUAUGAAAAUACCCUCAAAUUAAAGCUGACAGUCUGCACUUCAGCCUCGUUGUCAUGGUAUCCUUUCAAACUCAAAAGUGCUAGAGUACAGAACCAAAAAUACAAAACAAUGGUCACUGUCCAAUGAUUUAUGGUGUUCAAUGUAUAUUGCACAAUUUGAUCUUGUUCAUAUUCAUGACCAUAUUCCCUUUUUAUAGAUGUGCAUAAAGGUUACUGGUUUAUGCAUAUUAUUAAAGUAAUUUUGGUUCUAGUCAGUGUGAUUGGGGAUAAAGUUAUUUAUGAAAAAGUGGAUUCAACAAGUGCCUCAAUGUUAACAACCUGUAGAUAACUGUUCAACGGAUGCUUUGGUACAAAACUAUGUCAUUCCUAUUUGAUUAUUUAUUGCUGCAUUUGAAAUGUAUGAAUAAUCAGUGUUCUUAUUCUUAAAACAUAUGCAGGUCUUGCUUGUACUGUACUCAUCAACAUUUCAUCUGUAGAACUUCUUGUACUUUUCUGCGACCAAUUUCAGCAUAAGCGAGGUCUGUUCAAAUGUAUUUUAUUCAUGUCUUUAAACGCUUGUACAUUUACUUGUAAAGAUUGUUCAGUAUAUUGAAAAUCAGGAGUGCUCUAUUUUCUCAGUAACAAAUGUGGUAAAUGAAUGAAUACAAAUGUUAUACUGUAACCCAUUUAAGGCUUAAAUGAAGUAAAACAUCUAAAUGAU